AUCUAGAGCCGCGGACUCGCGGAGCCUUUUCAUUUCGCCCCUAGCGGUAGUGCGGAGGACGGAGUAUAGUUCGCUUCCAGUCUACUUUGUUUGCAAUUUCCGGGCCUUGCGUCUCUGUGUGUGUCUGUGCUGGGUUAGCUGAAUAUGGUCUAUGGGGGUAAGCCAAGCACCGGAUGUUACCUGUGUCGAAAGCGGAAAAUCAAGUGCGAUGAAGCCCGCCCCAGUUGUCGAAACUGUGCUGUCUAUAGACAACCAUGUCCAGGCUACCGGCCAGACGCGGUCUUCCGCAACGAAACCAGGAAAAUUGAGAGGCUAGCAAAGAAAGAUGCAAGCUCUAGCUCCAGUUCCAGCUCUAGCUCUAUUGCCAGUUCUUCUACUCCCACAAGUAAAACAAACACGCCAACAGCUCAGUCUCCAACUCUCACAGAGACACAAGCACGCCAACCUCAAGAGUCAGCAUUAACACUCCAGCGCGUCCAAGAUUCAACCUGGGAACAGCGUGCACUAUGUUACUUUUUCGAUCAAUACACCAUCACCGGCGAAGGCGAAGAUGGCAUGGGCCAUCUCGAGUAUUUACCCUCGCUAUAUGCGCGCUGUGGCGAGGUAAGCCCGCCAGGCGAGUUAUCACCAUCCGUCUGUCUUCGGUCAGCGGUGAAUGCAACGGCGCUGAUGACGCUGGCUAAUGUGGCACAUGCGCCGCCGUUGAUGAUCAAGGCGCGGCAGGGUUAUGGGAAGGCGAUUCGCAGCCUGCGGGCGGCGCUGGCUUCGCCGAGUCAGGCGGUUCAGGAUGAGACUUUUGCUUCUGUGGUGCUUUUGUCGUUGUUUGAGGAUAUCACGGGUGAACGGAAUGGCUUGUUUAGUUCUCAUACGGCUGGGUUUGAGUUUCUUAUGAAGUUGCGAGGUCAGGAUCAGUUGGGUCAUCAGCAAGGGCGUGAUAUGUUUAAUUUUGCAUAUACGCAUACGUACGUUGAGAUCCUCGCAUUGGGAGACAAACCCCGAUGCGAUUUCGACUGGGUCAUGGACAUGCUGGAUGAGAACGACCCAAUUGAGAGUCUUAUGCUUGCAGCAACAAAAAUGAGUCAACUUUUUCUAUCAAUGCAAGCUGCCCCCAACCCACCCGACCAGACGACCGUCGAAUCCUGGAUCGCCGCUGGUUUAGAGUGCGAUUCUGUACUCUCCCAAUGGACCCUUCACCUCCCAGAUCGCUGGCUCCCAUUAGCCGUCUACUCCCCCCAAGGCGAACCCCUUCUCACCUACAACCGCAUCUCCAACGCCGGGGUCUGGGGUUACUACCGUGCUGUCCGCGUGAUGCUACAGCAACUCCUCCUCAACCUCAACCGCACUCUCACCUCUAUAACACAAAAGAACCAACAGCCCGGAGGAGACACAAUACCAGUCGAGAGCAAACUCGACGAAACCAGUCUACGAGCCGUCAUACAAGAAAUGACAACCGAUACAUGUCGCAGCCUCCCCUUUUCCUUAUCAGACGUCGACAACCUCGGACGACCGACGAAACCGAAUGAUAAUUCGCGGCCGAUCCGUGCCGCGCAGGCAUACGGCAUGCUCUGGCCGCUGUGGUAUAUUUUGUCCUGCGGUAUGCCGACCUCAACUCAGGCGCAACAGAUUCGCACCGUGCUCGCGCGAGUCGGAUCCUCGCUCGGCAUUAAAUUAGCUUUGAUUCUGGCUAGUGAAGCCGAACGGAUGCGUGGGGACUCGCAACCUGUCGGGACACCUGUGGUUGGUUCCUGAAUAUGGAGGAUGCUUUGUUUUGGUAAAGAUAUGCCAGAUGCGAUUUGUAUAGUUAUCGCGUGCUGUGUGAUAUAGGAGUAUCUGGACAUGCGGAUCGCCGGAUGCUCUCUACUUUACAAUUGCGGGGAUGGACCACUGGACCGUGUGUCAAAUGUGAUAUCAGAUAACGAGCCACUUACGACGAUACCAUGGGGAACUGGUGGAUAGAGAUUGUACAUAAUUAUGAUAGCUGG
This is a messenger RNA of Penicillium subrubescens, 1982 nucleotides long. Its product is annotated as putative C6 transcription factor. The record is from RefSeq and is a predicted model, not a curated record. Gene Ontology annotation, biological process: regulation of DNA-templated transcription. NCBI's taxonomy places the organism in Eukaryota, Fungi, Ascomycota, Eurotiomycetes, Eurotiales, Aspergillaceae. The transcript has 3 exons. Gene Ontology annotation, molecular function: zinc ion binding; DNA-binding transcription factor activity, RNA polymerase II-specific. The coding region runs from base 145 to 1749 and encodes 534 amino acids.